Molecule: messenger RNA, 1056 nt
Organism: Acanthosepion pharaonis
Lineage: Eukaryota; Metazoa; Mollusca; Cephalopoda; Sepiida; Sepiidae
Source: the annotation of a GenBank genome assembly
AUGCAUUUGAUAGCUGUCGCUCACGUUUUUCUUCCUCUCUUUCUCUCUUUAUAUCUUUCUUUCUCUUUCUCUCUCUCUUUGUUUCUGUCUUUCUCUCUCCCUCACGCACUCACUCACUCACUCUCUUUUUUUUUCUGUCUUUCCCUUCCUCACGCUUUCAUUCUUUCUUUCUAUCGCUCACUCUCUCUUUCUCUGUCUCUCUUUUACGCUGUGUCUCUCUUUUACUUUCUCUCUUUCCUUCUCUUUUUCUUUCACUAUUUCUUUUUCCAUUUAUUUUUAUUUUUCUCUUUCUCUUUAUCUCUUUCUCUCUUUUUCUUUCUCUCUCUCUCACACACACACAAAUACUCUCGCUUUCUUCCUCCAUUUUCUCUCAAUUUAUUUUGCUUUCUUCUUUCUCCCUUUCUUUCUUUGUGUCUCAUACUCAGUAUUUUUCUUUUUUUUUUUUCUCUGUUGUCUUUCUAUCUUGCUUUCUCUCUUUCCCUCUUUUGCUCUCUUUCUCUCACUCUCUCUUUCUUUAGUUCACUCUUUUUCCAUUUUCUUUCAUGUCCUGAUAUUUUUUUCUUUUUUGUCGAUUCUGUCUCCGUUUUAUUUGAUUUUUCUUUAGCCUGCAUAUGGUCGCUGCCAUUCCCCCUCUUCUUCCCUUUCUUUCUUUUUCGUUUCUAUUUUAACUCUCUUUCAUACAUUCUUUUUCCCUAUCUUUCUCUUUUUUCUUUCUCUCUCUUUAUCUUUCUUUCUUUUUUUUCUUCCUUUCUAGCUUUCUCUUGCUUCUCGCUUACUCGCUCUCUUUUUCUCUGUCUUGCUCCAAAGAGUUUUAAAAAUCGGAGUUUUCGUUCUUUCUCAACGAGACGUGAAAUAAAAAAAAUACAAUGGGACAUUCUUUUCUUUUCUAGAUUUUAUUUUUCUUAUGUUCAUAUGUUUCUCACUUUGGCCCUCUCGGUCUGCCUCUCUUAUUCUUUAACCUCCCCCUCUCUCUCCUCUCUCUCUCUCUCUCUCUCUCUCUCUCUCUCUCUCUCUCACUUCUAUCUAUCUAUUUAUCUAUCUAUCUAUCUCGUCUGA